This is a messenger RNA of Fusarium keratoplasticum, 420 nucleotides long. RefSeq lists its product as uncharacterized. The transcript is spliced from 2 exons. Lineage: Eukaryota; Fungi; Ascomycota; Sordariomycetes; Hypocreales; Nectriaceae. Bases 136 to 420 code for a protein of 94 amino acids. The record is from RefSeq and is a predicted model, not a curated record.
CCUGCACCCCUUCUGAAUCAAAGUUCCUCCAUCUUUCGACAAACUAUUAAUACCCAGCUACGGGCCCCCUGGGAAGCAUCCAUCACCAAACAAUAUCGCACUCUAGCACGACCAACCUUCAAAAAACGUUUCAAAAUGGCUCCUUCUACAGUCAAUACCUCUACUAUCGUUCACCCUCCAUCUAUUUCCUCCAACACGCGCUCAGUGUCACCAACUGCCCCGACCAACACCAGCCAGCCUCCAGCUACCUCCGACAACACCACCUUCAGUUACAUGCAGCCCGGCCCCACCGCCCCGGUCGCUGGCGACUCUGACGCCGAUUUCAACCGCCUUUCCAACAACAGGAAUCUCACUCCCAUCAGACCCAGAGUCACGGUGCCAGAUAUGAGUCUGCUAGUGACGACGCCCAAGAAGUCCUAG